Papilio machaon (common yellow swallowtail) is the source of this 1380-nucleotide messenger RNA. RefSeq names its product tRNA (adenine(58)-N(1))-methyltransferase non-catalytic subunit TRM6 (gene Trmt6). Bases 38 to 1354 code for a protein of 438 amino acids. The record is from RefSeq and is a predicted model, not a curated record. Gene Ontology annotation, biological process: tRNA methylation. Gene Ontology annotation, cellular component: tRNA (m1A) methyltransferase complex; nucleus. NCBI's taxonomy places the organism in Eukaryota, Metazoa, Arthropoda, Insecta, Lepidoptera, Papilionidae. The transcript is spliced from 2 exons.
ACAACUUAUAGUUGUUCUAAUAUAAAAAUAAAAUAAAAUGUCGCGUAAUUCCAUAAGUAUUGGAGACUAUAUUGUUAUCAAAAAGCAGAAUUAUAAGAAACUUCAUAAGUUUAAUAAGGCAAAUUCAUGUGUAAACAUUGGACGUGAUAAUGUAAAUCUUAAUGGAAUAGAUGGUUGUGAAUAUUUUUCUGUUUUUAGGAUGUUACCAAGAAAUAAAAAGAAUCGAGAAUAUGAUUUAGAACUAAGCCAAGAAGCUAUAGAUCUAAAAAAUGAAAUCGAUGUGAAAGAAUCGGGCACUGAUAAUAGAAACAUAUUUGAUGAUGGUCGAUCCCAAAAGUUAACACCUGCAGAAAUUAACGAUUUAAGAAGUGACGCUAGUAGAGCAUCUGAUAUUGUAGAAAGUCUUAUAACGAAUUCUAAAACAUUUCAUAAUAAGACUGAAUUUUCUCAAGAAAAGUACUUAAGGAAAAAAGAAAAAAAGUAUUUUGAAUACAUACAAAUUCUGAAGCCCAAUUUAAGGAUGAUUACUGAGAUAUUAUAUAAAUUGGACCCAAGCAAAAUUCAGGGUAUAAGAAUAGAUACAUUGUCGCAAAUAAUAACAUUGUGUAAUAUCAGUUCUGAAGGUACCCAUUUACUUUAUGAUUCCGGUUCUAAUGGUUUGUUGGCAGCAGCAUUACUUAGUGCAAUUGGAGAGCAAAGCAGUGGUAAACUAAUUCAUAUGCAUCCUGGAAAUAUGUCACAGAAAUUAGCAUUAAUGGGAAUGAACUUUAGUAUAGAACAAUUGGAUAGAUGCGUUUCUGUAAAUGUUUACUCCGCAUUAAGACAGUUCUAUCAGGGAUGUGAUACCAACUCAAAUGAUGUAUCUAACAAGGAAAGUAUUGAUGGAAAUGAAUUAAAAAGAAAAGCUGUAGAAAAUGUAAAUGGUCAUAUAAAUAAAGUAACUAAAAUUGAAGUUGAUACUGAUGUUAAGAAUAAUAAAACAAAUGUAUCAGACAAUGAUAAAGAAGAUUAUGAACCAAAAAAGCCAAAAUGGCACUUUUUGAACAUUACCGCAUCAAAACUAUUAUCAGAAAAAGCAGACUCUUUGGUUAUCGCUUGUAAAGAGGAUCCACAAAAUAUUUUCAAUGAAUUAUCAGACUUUGUAAAACCAGGAAGGCCAUUUGUUGUGUAUUAUAAUGUUGCAGAGCCUUUACAGAACUUGUAUAUGGCACUUAAAUCAAAGGGUAAUGUUUCAGCUCUGAAACUUACUUGCAAUUGGAUGAGGAACUAUCAGAUACUUCCAGAACGAACACACCCGGAAGUGACUAUGGAUAACGGAGGUGGCUUUUUGUUAAGUGGAUAUAUUUUUAAAUGAUUAUAUAUUUUUAAUAAUGUGACUAA